ACAAAAUGGACGACCGAAUGGAAUUCCAACGUGACACGACGAGGAAUUAUGAUGACACAACAUCGAAAUGGCAAAGAAGAGCGGCCAGUGCCAUGUCUUUUGAGUCCGGGGAGUCUGGCAACUCUUACACUCCACAGGAUCAACACUUGCAAUAUUUUCCAGAGAAAGAGACACGCUCAUACAGACAAUUUGUGCCUGCGUCGUGGCAUGAAACUUUGUCUUACUACCGUGGGUAUGUAACAGCAGCAAGCAAAACGCAAAUAUACUCCCCACAAUAUUACCCCUUUAACAUAUUCUUCUGGCAAAACCUAAUGAACCUGCUCUUCAAAAGUCUGCCUCUUACUUAUGUUUACAUGUUUCUUGCUUCCUAUUCAGCCAAUCACCACUUCUUUUUGCCUAAAAUGAUCCCUAUUGCGUAUGGUGUAAUCAUAAUUUUCAUUAUAACGGCAUUUCUUGAAAUAAUGCUUUUUAUGGAUUUUAUAAUUUUUUUGUUUCACUAUACAAUAAGAGGCUUUGUGGAUAAGAACCCUUGGCACAGGUGUGAUAAUAAAGAGCCUAUCAAUAUGGGAAGUUACAAUAUUUAUGGAUUAGAUGUUAGAUUGUAUGGCGUAUGCGUUACGUUGAAAGAAUAUCAAGAGUUGCAAGAAGUGUUUGAAAUUUACUAUCCAUUCCCAGCCCCGACGUUUUAUUUCAUACAAACACAAUAUGCGUUGCUUUCUCACUCGAACUCCGAUCGUAUAUCGCAAUCAUUCAUAUAUUUUGUAAUAUUGUGGAUUUUCAUAAACUUAUUUUACUGCCAGCUGUUUAGUAAAAUGCUUUGGAAGAUUCAUCACAUUUUUCAUUGGAUUACGAAUAUAAUUUUUAUCAUAGUAUUAUCACAUUUAAUGCUUCGUGAUUUAUUUGUAAAGCUCGAGGAUGACAACUCGUCACAGGAAGGUGAUCCGACUACAAAGCUCAAAAGUGACCUUAUGUGGCACAAUGAUCUGAAUAUGAUAGCUCUGUCUAUGGCCACACCACCAAUCGUACACAUUUUGACCUCAAGAACAAAUAAAGAGAUUAACGCGAAUAGAGACAGCAGUAUACUGUUAAUUUCAAAUGGCAUCUACAGCAUAUUGAAGGGAUUGCUAUCGCAUAAAGUAAAAAAGUAUUCUCAAUCAAUUUUAAAAGAGACGAUUGACAUGGAAAUUCUACACGAAGAGUUUUUUAAAAUAUGGACAGUUUACUUUUCAACCUUUUUCUUGGGUGAUUUAUUUUCAAUCACGUUUUUUGGCAUUCAUUUCAUUGUGGAAACUUUGAAUGUUGUUAUUACCUCCCAAUGCUUAAUAGAAGCCAUAGUUUGUGAGUGGCGUGUGGCAAAACGACUCUUUGUGUCCUUUAUCUUUUUUAUAUUGGGGAUUGUCGUAUUUUAUCUUUCCACACACGAAUCCAGAAUAGGUUUCUACAUGUACACUCAACACGUGGUCACCCUGCUGGAGAUAUUUGUGAUAUUCUUCAUGUACCCACUGGGCCGACUGAUCGACGAUAUCACCUUUUACACCGGAGUCAUUCCGACGCAAAUGAGGCUUUAUAACUUGAAAGGAGUGCCUUUGUAUUUUGCGUGGAAAUUAUACAUCUUACUUAAAUUCAACACUAACUGGAUGAAGUAUAUCGAGAACGAUGACAAUGUGUAUCCGGAUCAUCUCGAUUAUUAUUUCGACGUCAGCAUAGGCAUUUUCUUAUUCAUUGGGGUAUUGUAUGCGGCUGUUAAAAAUUUGUAUUUUUAUAAAAAGACGUGGAGAUCUUUGCUUGUACCAGAAUCGAAUUGGGGUCCAGAAUAUUCUAUACGGCAGUUGAGGAAGCAAUACGACUCGAGAGAAUACAUCGGAUCACAAGCCCCUCGCCCUUUGAGUCGGUACAUGAUUUACAAGGCCGAAGCUAAAAAAUACUCGCUCAAUAUCAAAUAUCCAAGUGUAACGUCAGACGCGUCUUCGGAGGUCAGAUAUGAGAACGAAAAGAAAAAUGUGUAAAAUAAAAUUUCAAUUAAUUCAAUUAGCCAAUGGCUGUCCACCGUUGAAUGGACCUCCGGACUCUAAAGAACGCCGCAGAGUACGGGACUAUUCCCACCUCUCGUUCCUACUGCUGCAACUCCUGUAGCCAGGAUCUACAGCUUGACUGCCAAUAAAAACCCAAAUAAUGAAGGUCAAGUUUCUCCCAGGG
Messenger RNA from Ostrinia nubilalis (European corn borer), 2196 nucleotides. RefSeq lists its product as uncharacterized. The record is from RefSeq and is a predicted model, not a curated record. The transcript has 15 exons. Lineage: Eukaryota; Metazoa; Arthropoda; Insecta; Lepidoptera; Crambidae. Bases 6 to 2006 code for a protein of 666 amino acids.